AUGGUACCACCAAGUCCGAAUGGUGUUUCAAUUUCGCGUUCAUUCGUGACUGGAGUUCGCCCAAUGGAGAUCGCUAGACGUCUCCGACUUCUAAGACGAACCGUCAAUGAUAUAAUUUCUUGUUACAAGGACCUUGUAGCACUUUGCAAUUGUGCUGGAAGAGGAUGUACUGUAACGGUGACAACUCCACAGCGAGUUACAAAAGCCAUGGCAAGAAUUCGGAGAAACUCAGAUCGGAGCAUCAGAAAAAUGUCAGAGGACAUGAAAAUCAGUCGCCGUUCAAUGGGACGAAUAGUAAAAGACCAGUUAAAAUUGGAUAUUUCUUGUGGGAGAAAGACGGCGAUUCUCUCAGUAGCCACCGUCAAGAAAAGACUGGAAAGAUCGAAAAUUCUCCUCCGCCGUACGCGCACUGAUGAAAAUUUAGUGACUGUUUUUCCGACGAAAAAUUUUUACCCAGCAUCUGUGAUGCUUUUUGGAGCAGUUGUCGCAACUGGCAAAUCUCCCUUGGACCUGAACUUAUUGGAUUAUUCCAAUUGAGGGGUUUUGUAGGCAAAGGUCCAUACCAAACCUCACUUAAGUAUCGAGGCUCUGCAGAAGAUCUUGCUCGAGGAAUGAGGCGAUUUGUUGGAGGAGUACCUGCGUACAGUCAUCGAUGACUACCCGCGACUUCAUCGAGCUGCUAAGGCUAAAAAAGGAGGUCGCAUGGAGCAUGACUAA
Messenger RNA from Caenorhabditis elegans, 717 nucleotides. The record is from the annotation of a RefSeq genome assembly. NCBI's taxonomy places the organism in Eukaryota, Metazoa, Nematoda, Chromadorea, Rhabditida, Rhabditidae.